AUGCCCCCUAAGAGAGACGAAGCCGCGCUGCAGGAGGAAGAGGAGCUGCAGCUGGCCAUCGCACUGUCUCAGAGUGAGGCCGAGGAGAAGGAGAGGAUGAGACAGAAGAACACUUACUCUGCAUACCCCAAAGCCGAUCCCACCCCUGUGACUUCCUCUGCCCCUCCUGUCAGCACUCUCUACUCUUCACCUGUGAACUCAUCGGCUCCAUCAGCUGAAGACGUGGACCCAGAGGUGAAAAAACAAUCAUUUUAAAGGAAU
Sinocyclocheilus rhinocerous is the source of this 261-nucleotide messenger RNA. RefSeq names its product hepatocyte growth factor-regulated tyrosine kinase substrate-like. NCBI's taxonomy places the organism in Eukaryota, Metazoa, Chordata, Actinopteri, Cypriniformes, Cyprinidae. Gene Ontology annotation, molecular function: ubiquitin binding. The record is from RefSeq and is a predicted model, not a curated record. Gene Ontology annotation, cellular component: early endosome. The transcript is spliced from 3 exons. The annotation marks the transcript as partial. Gene Ontology annotation, biological process: endocytic recycling; receptor internalization.